This is a messenger RNA of Phascolarctos cinereus (koala), 1418 nucleotides long. It is a transcript of the gene FKBPL, whose product is annotated as FKBP prolyl isomerase like. The record is from RefSeq and is a predicted model, not a curated record. Gene Ontology annotation, molecular function: protein binding. Lineage: Eukaryota; Metazoa; Chordata; Mammalia; Diprotodontia; Phascolarctidae.
CAGGAAGCCACUAGGUAAGCAACCAGGGGGAGGUGGGGGGAAGCAACUGGCGAUGUCAGCAGUCCUCCUCUACAUCCCAUCUAAAGAUGCAGAUCUGAGACCGAGCCCCUAAAGAGUACCCCUCAGUCUCUCAACCUGGAAUCCCCACCCAAGAUGGAGAGGAUGAAGUUGUCCUCAGGCAUUCUAGUAGGAGAGAAGGACAUCAUGCAACAGCAGGAAGUUCAGCAGGGGUUUGACCACCUCAGAGAAGACAGACCCAUGGGGCUGAAUUCUGGAGCCUUGCCUGCUGAAACCCGUUCUGCAGCAGACUCAGACUCACAGAUUCCUCAAACAGAGGCUCCUCAAGGGUUUGACAGAGUUCCUGCUGGGAUGAGAGGAGAUCCUUUGGAGCCUUACCAAUCCACCAAUCAGAUUGCUGAGCCACUCCAGUCUCCUAUCCUCUGGCACUGCCCUGAUGGAAGCUUUGUCAAGAGGAUCAUGGUCCAGGGUCAGGGCUUGGACAAACCCAAGGGGGGCUCCCAAUGCCACGUUCUAGUAUCUGGGCUUCCCCCUGGAGUGGGUCUGCCUGAAGGCUGGACAGAACUAACCAUGGGAUCAGGGCCAUGGAGAGACAGUCCUUGGGGAGAGGUUUUGGAGAAAUGCCUGGAAACCAUGUGUUCAGGUGAACAGGCAGAGCUCUUGCUCCCUGGUGGAGCUGAGCCCCCUGCCUUGAUCACCCUGGCCUCCUUCACCCUGGGCAAGGACUCUUGGGAGUUGUCGGUCAGGGAGAAAGAAGAGCUGGCUUCAGAGGAGCGGGCUAGGGGCACAGAAUUGUUCAGAGCUGGGAACCCUGAGGCAGCUGCGAGGUGCUAUGGCCGAGCUCUGCGGCUGCUGCUGACUCUUCCCCCACCUGGCCCUCCAGACCGAACCAUUCUUCAUGCUAAUCUAGCUGCCUGCCAGCUGCAGCUAGGGCAGCCUACCUUGGCAGCUCAGAGCUGUGACCGAGUACUAGAACGGGACCCACGACAUGUGAAGGCAUUGUACAGAAGGGGAGUGGCCCGGGCUGCCUUUGGGGAACUGGAUGGAGCUGCUGCUGACCUUCGGAGGGUGCUGGAGGUGGAACCAGGAAACCGGGCUGCCAGAGAGGAGUUAGGGAGGGUGGUGAUCAGGGGGAGACAACAGGAUGCAGGGCUGGCUCGGGGUCUCCGAAAGAUGUUUGGCUAAUUAAAAAUUAGAACUUAAAAGAGAGAACAGAAAUGAUGUGAUUUGUGGUCUGUGCUGUUAAGGAGAAGGCUUUCGAGUACAUGGAUUUAGAGGAGAAAAGGCUUGUUGGGUUUCAUUUCAUAUCCCAAUUCUCCUAUUUGCUGGCCUGGAGAGAUACUGUUUCCUCCCUUCAGUUUCCAUUCUUUCCCUUCAUUCUGUGUUCUGGUCUCAUUUCC